Molecule: messenger RNA, 1630 nt
Organism: Xiphophorus hellerii (green swordtail)
Lineage: Eukaryota; Metazoa; Chordata; Actinopteri; Cyprinodontiformes; Poeciliidae
Product: calcium-dependent secretion activator 2-like
Biological process (GO): dense core granule exocytosis; positive regulation of exocytosis; synaptic vesicle exocytosis
Cellular component (GO): glutamatergic synapse
Source: RefSeq, a predicted model, not a curated record
UCGUGACUUCAAACGCAGCACUUGUUCCAGCAGGAAAACGGCGUUGACAGUAGAUAUGCUGGCGGUAGCGCCACGUCAACUAAAACAAACUAAAGCGUGAACAGGACUUUGCCGUGUUAUUAGUCUGUUAGUCUGCGUUUUAACACCUGUCACCAUGCUGGACCCGUCCUCUAGCGAAGACACGGGCGGGGAGUCCGACCCUGAAGUUACCAGAGAGCCUCCGAGGAAACCGUCCGCCUUCUCAGAGGCAGAAAAGCAGGGAGACAGCGGGCGGGCGGGCGGUCAGCAGCUGCAGUUUGCCGAACCCCCCGGUGAAGGUGCAAAAGACUGCCCCUCUGCGGUGGACGAUGAGGAAAAGAAGGAGCGAGAGCGUCUUCAGAAGGAGGAAAAGGAGAGGAGGACCAAGCUGCAGAUCUAUGUAUUUGUUCUGCGGUGUAUUUCCUAUCCGUUCAACGCCAAGCAGCCCACCGACAUGGCCCGAAGACAGCAGAAGGUCAACAAGCAGCAGCUGCAGACAGUGAAGGAGCGCUUCCUGGCCUUCCUCAAUGGAGAGACUCAGAUUAUUGCUGAUGAAGCUUUCUGCAAUGCUGUGAGAAGCUACUAUGAGGGUUUUCUGAAGAGUGAGAGAGUUUACCGAAUGGUUCAGAGUGGUGGGUGCUCAGCCAAUGACUUUCGCGAGGUUUUUAAGAAAAACAUUGAGCGACGGGUGCGCAGCCUUCCGGAGAUCGGUGGCUUGAGUAAAGAGACUGUGCUGAGCUCCUGGAUUACCAAGUAUGAUACCAUCUACUGUGGGGAGGAAGACAUGCGGCGCCAACCACAGCGGGCACACCUGAGUGCUGUUUCAGAGCUCAUCCUCAGUAAAGAGCAGCUGUACGAAAUGUUCCAGCAGAUACUGGGCAUCCGCAAGUUUGAGCACCAGCUGCUAUACAAUGCCUGUCAGCUUGACAAUGUGGAUGAACAAGCUGCUCAGAUCCGCAGAGAGCUGGACGGGCUACAGCUGGCUGAGAAGAUUGCUAGGGAAAGGACGAACCCAAAGUUUGUCUCUACUGACAUGGGGGCUUUGUACAUUGAAGAGUUGCGUUCUUCUGUCAACUUGCUGAUGGCUAACUUGGAGAGUCUGCCAGUGUCCAAAGGAGGUCCAGACUUCAAACAGAAGCUUAAGCGCUCCUCUAUGAACAAUUCCUUCUUGGAUAUAGGGGAUGAAGGAGACAUACUGUCCAAAUCUGAUGUUGUGCUGACCUUUAACCUGGAGGUUGUCAUUGUUGAGGUCCAGGGGCUGAAGUCAGUCGCUCCAAACCGAAUUGUUUACUGCACCAUGGAGGUGGAGGGCGGAGAAAAACUUCAGACUGACCAAGCAGAAGCUUCAAGACCACAAUGGGGUACUCAGGGAGACUUCUCUACAACUCAUCCCUUGCCUUUGGUUAAAGUAAAGCUCUUUACAGAAAGUACUGGUGUCUUGGCUCUGGAAGACAAGGAACUGGGCAGGAUGGUCCUGAUCCCCACCACCAGUGGUCCAAAGCAGGCAGAGUUCCACCGGAUGGUGGUCCCUAAGAACAGCCAGGACACAGAUCUGAGGAUCAAACUGGCCGUCCGCAUGGACAAGCCUCCCAACAUGAAGCAUAGUGGGUGA